AUGCACCAACAAACCACAGGGAACGUCCAUUCAGCCAGUCCAUGUGUGGGUAUCCUCAACGGACCUGUCACAAAGACCCAGCCUCAGGCCUGCCUCGGUGCUACAAAGCUCCACAUUGAGGCAUGCGUAUCGGGUGUCCGCUGCCAGGAAGAGCACCAGGUGUGUGUCACCAACAGGAAGUCAGCAGAGCCGACUGAACCGUCAGAUACGGUGAACGGGAUCUGUCCGAUCAUAUCGUCCGUGGAGGCUGGACUUCCUUUAGAGGCGGGACUUACUGUAGGCGUGGGACUUCCUGAAGAGGCGGGACUUCCUUACUUGCUAGACGCCCGUGUGCCUAUACCUGUUCCCGACCCGUAUCUCUCACCGUCACAAGACAGGAAGGGGAUCAACCAGUCAGAAUCCCAGUUAGCCUCACCUGUCCUACCUACUGGGCUAGAGAGUGGAGGAAUUACAGAGAUACAACAACGACAACAACAACAAACACAGCACUCCAGUUCACAACCCCAGGAAAAGGAUGCCGUUCAAACCCAGGGCCUAAUCCCUGAGCUCCAGGACCAGGGGGGCUCUAGCCCAGAGUCACCCAGGGACAGUGAGCACUCGCCUGGGGAGCAUGAGUGGGAUGAGGCCUGGCUGAGGGAAGGCUCCACCUCUGUAGAGCUCAAGCCUGGUUUUGCUCAUCCUCAGUCUGACACUGAGGGGGGCAUUGAGGAAUGCCUACCCUCCAACCCCUACUCCCUCCCCCACAUAGACAGGCCGCUUUGCUCUGACAGCUUAGGGUCAGACGACUCAGAACAUUCCCAGCUGAAGACCUCUGACAGAGAGUACAGGACAGGAUCAACCCAUUCCCUGUCUGUGGAAAGAGAGGAGGAGAAGGAGGAGGAGCGAGAGGAGGAGAAAGAGGAGGAGGAAGAUAAUCAUGUUUACAGUCAGCAGGAGCAGGCAGUAGAAAGCACGCCCUGUCCUUAUUCAGCACAGUCAAACACUGUUACAGCAGAACUGUCUGACCUUACAGACACUGUUACAGCAGAACUCUCUGACCGUACAGACACUGUUACAGCAGAACUCUCUGACCGUACAGACACUGUUACAGCAGAACUCUCUGACCGUACAGACACUGUUACAGCAGAACUCUCUGACCGUACAGACACUGUUACAGCAGAACUCUCUGACCGUACAGACACUGUUACAGCAGAACUCUCUGACCGUACAGACACUGUUACAGCAGAACUCUCUGACCGUACAGACACUGUUAUAGCAGAACUCUCUGACCGUACAGACACUGUUACAGCAGAACUCUCUGACCGUACAGACACUGUUACAGCAGAACCCUCUGACCGUACAGACACUGUUACAGCAGAACUCUCUGACCGUACAGACACUGUUACAGCAGAACUCUGUGACCGUACAGACACUGUUACAGCAGAACUCUCUGACCGUACAGACACUGUUACAGCAGAACUCUGUGACCGUACAGACACUGUUACAGCAGAACCCUCUGACCGUACAGACACUGUUAUAGCAGAACCCUCUGACCGUACAGACACUGUUACAGCAGAACUCUCUGACCGUACAGACACUGUUAUAGCAGAACCCUCUGACCGUACAGACACUGUUACAGCAGAACUCUCUGACCGUACAGACACUGUUAUAGCAGAACCCUCUGACCGUACAGACACUGUUACAGCAGAACCCUCUGACCGUACAGACACUGUUAUAGCAGAACCCUCUGACCGUACAGACACUGUUACAGCAGAACUCUGUGACCGUACAGACACUGUUACAGCAGAACCCUCUGACCGUACAGACACUGUUACAGCAGAACCCUCUGACCGUACAGACACUGUUAUAGCAGAACCCUCUGACCGUACAGACACUGUUACAGCAGAACCCUCUGACCGUACAGACACUGUUACAGCAGAACUCUCUGACCGUACAGACACUGUUACAGCAGAACUCUCUGACCGUACAGACACUGUUAUAGCAGAACUCUCUGACCGUACAGACACUGUUACAGCAGAACUCUCUGACCGUACAGACACUGUUACAGCAGAACUCUGUGACCGUACAGACACUGUUACAGCAGAACUCUCUGACCGUACAGACACUGUUACAGAAGCAGAACUCUCUGACCGUACAGACACUGUUACAGAAGCAGAACUCUCUGACCAUACAGACACUGUUAUAGCAGAACCCUCUGACCAUACAAACACUGUUAUAGCAGAACUCUCUGACUCUGAACAUAUUGGGCUGCCAAGCACAGAGGAGACAGAGGAUGCUAUAGUCCCCUUCAGCCCUACAGGAGUCUUCAUAGAGAUCACCAGUGAUCUGCUUGUUGACCUCAGCUCACAUGGUGUGUCUAGUGACAUAGGCCAGGGGUCAACCCAACCUACAGAGACUGAAUCUCUUCAGGGAGGCAGCACAGAACCCUCUGCCUUAGAUCAGAAAGCCACGCCGCUGAGGAGGAUAAAGAUUACAGUGGGAACAGACUCUGCUGUGUGUAACGACGAGGUCCAGAGCCAGCUGAAGGAGCUAGACAUCCAUCACAGCAUUUCUGGGCCUGAACCCUCUCUCUGCACCGUGCCACCCUCCAUCCUGCCUCUGUCCUGCCUCUCUGACUCCAACAACAACACCAAGGCCAGCGAAGGGUCGGUGUUGGGGUCUCCCUGUACAAGGAGUAAGGGGCCAGAGCAGUGGUCCUCCAAGGUAGAGGUAGCCCCCCAGAGCAGCUCAGAGGAGGGUGGAGAUAAAACCCAUGAUGAGUCCCCUUCCCUGACCGAGCCCUCCACGUUUACCUCUGACCUCCUGGGGGAGACCACAGAGACACCAGACAGCCUCCUAGAAUACCCCCCUGAUGACUCUGAGGAGCUCCUGUACUACCUGGCCUACAAGCACUACUGGAGCAGCGAGGACUCUGCCGUGUCCGGGUUGGAGGACGAGUGUCACUUCAGCUUGGCUGAGGUGGAGGAGCUAGAGAGGCUCCAGGGAGAGGGCCACGGAGACGUCCCUUAUCAGAACAAUACUGAAACUACAGCUUCCUACCUGGAGACCAGAGGCCUGCUAUUGGACAGCGCAGAGAAAGAGGAGGUGCAGCAGUCCAGCCCCCACCAAUCCCCUAACCCUCCCUCAGAGGGAGACAGACAGGACUGUAGCAAAUCACCCGGGGCUUUAGGAUUAGAGGACAGUUUGUUUGCUGAGGAGUCCAGCUCGUACAGCACCUACCUCCAGACCAGCUCUCACCCUGCCCUCCUGCAGCAGGAUCCCUCGAGCCCAUCCUAG
Molecule: messenger RNA, 3276 nt
Organism: Oncorhynchus masou masou (cherry salmon)
Lineage: Eukaryota; Metazoa; Chordata; Actinopteri; Salmoniformes; Salmonidae
Product: dentin sialophosphoprotein-like
Exons: 4
Coding region: 1-3276 (1091 amino acids)
Biological process (GO): microtubule cytoskeleton organization; extracellular matrix organization
Cellular component (GO): microtubule; extracellular matrix
Molecular function (GO): calmodulin binding; microtubule binding
Source: RefSeq, a predicted model, not a curated record